This is a messenger RNA of Xiphophorus maculatus (southern platyfish), 1500 nucleotides long. It is a transcript of the gene sdsl, whose product is annotated as serine dehydratase-like. Gene Ontology annotation, biological process: L-serine catabolic process; L-threonine catabolic process. The record is from RefSeq and is a predicted model, not a curated record. The transcript has 9 exons. Gene Ontology annotation, molecular function: pyridoxal phosphate binding; threonine deaminase activity; L-serine ammonia-lyase activity. Lineage: Eukaryota; Metazoa; Chordata; Actinopteri; Cyprinodontiformes; Poeciliidae. Bases 120 to 1088 code for a protein of 322 amino acids.
UAUAUUCAACUUUUUUAGUCAUGUUUCCUUCUGUUAACAGCUUUAUUUUCUAAAUCAUCCUAUUACAUAUUGAACGCUCGUUUAUUGCUACUCUUUACCAAACACUCAUCUUGCGCACCAUGCCGGAGCAUUUCCACGUGAACACGCCGCUGCUGGAGAGCGUCAGCAUGUCCAAGAUGGCGGGCACCGCCGUCUACCUGAAGAUGGAGAACUGCCAGCCGUCCGGCUCCUUCAAGAUCCGCGGCGUAGGACACCUCUGUCAGCAGCUCGCCAGCCGCUCCAGGGGAGUCGUGUGUUCUUCAGGUGGGAACGCCGGGAUGGCCGCGGCCUACGUGGCGCGGAAGAUGGGGCUGUCGGCGACUGUGGUGGUGCCGUCCUCCACCCCCCCGCUGGUGGUCCGCAGGCUGCAGGAGCAGGGCGCCGCCGUCAAGGUCACCGGGAAGGUUUGGGACGACGCCAAUGCCGAAGCUCUGAGGCUGGCGGAGACGGAGCAGCUGACCUUCGUUCCUCCGUUUGAUCACCCUCUGCUGUGGGAGGGCCACGCCUCGGUGGUGGCGGAGGCGGCGGCCGCCCUGGGCCCCGGGGCCCGGCCCGGCGCCGUGCUGCUGUCGGUGGGGGGCGGGGGCCUGCUGUGCGGCGUCGUCCACGGCCUGAAGGACGCCGGCUGGGCGGACGUGCCCAUUAUCGCCAUGGAAACGGUGGGGGCCGACUGCUUCAACGCCGCCAUCAAGGCGGGGGAGCUGGUGACUCUGGAUGACAUCACCAGCGAGGCCAAGUGUCUGGGUGCGAAGACGGUCUGCCGCAGAGCCUUUGAGCUGAGCCUGAGCGGCGAGGCGACCAUCAUCUCUGAGCUGGUGACGGACCAGGAGGCGCUGAGGGCCGUCCAGAUGUUCCUGGAUGAGGAGCGGGUUCUGGUGGAGAUGGCGUGUGGAGCAGCGCUGGCCGCCGUCUACAGCGGCCUGAUCCCCAGACUGCAGACCCAAGGCCGUCUGCCGACUCCCUUGCGCCCCCUGCUGGUGAUCGUGUGCGGCGGCAGCAGCAUCAACAUGGAGCAACUGAUCAGCCUCCGGCAGAAGCUGCAGAGCUAAAGCAGUGCAUUCUGGGAAAUGUGCCACCAGUCUCGUUGCUGAUCAUAAAGUUUAAUUAUUGCUGAUUUUCAUGAGUGAAGAAUCUGAGCCUGCAGUUGACCUUCUCAUCACAUGGUGGUGCUGUAGAGUCUGGUAGGAAACGAACUGUCUGCAGACGGAGGAUCUAAUGGGGCCGGUUUCUAUGACAACAGGAAGGAGACGCUCUGAUGAGGCCGUCAGCGGCUAUAAAUAGGAAGUCAGCAGGAGAAGCUGUGGCUGAAAUGUUCUGGUUCUGGAACAUCAGAACCAGAAUGUUGACUCCAUGUUGUCCCGCGGGACCAGCCUGGAGGGAACGGGUCAAGUUAGGCUAACGGAAAUCAGCUUCAUCCUGCCUGUGUUUAUCAAUGAAUUUAUUAAAAGACAAUAAACAGUU